GCAAAGCAAAGUAUCUUCAGUGAUUGCUGAAGAGGUUGAUGGCAGUAAUUACGAUGUCUAUCCGGAUAUCAGAUAUGAAUGGUGGAACCCAAAUAUGGAUAUUAACGCAAAAACCUACCUGGAUGCAAGGGAUGUAUUAGAAUAAAUUACCGCUGAUUUGCUCUCGAAAGAUCAACAGCCCACUUCACUGAUGAGGUCCAAGACACCCAUAAGAGAGGAGGACUGAGCAGGCCCCGCGCCAGCACGGCUCUCCUCUGGAGAAGGCCAGGUGCAACGGCAGCAGGGACAGCUUUUCCCCAUCCAACUCCCUAGGACCCUAUAGUCCUGCCCUCCACAUUUCCUGUCUUAGUGGGUCCCCGCGAGCGUUCAAAACUGUUUCUCCAACGAUUCUACCAAAAACUCAGACUGUUUUCCAGAGCAGAAGCAGCGGUUGGGCCCAGCUGCUCCUCCUCCCAGGGGGAAGCCAUGGGGAGCGUGCGAAGCCACCGCUACAGCAUUGUCUCCUCCGAGGAAGACGGCAUGAAGCUGGCCGCCAUCGCCGCCGUGCCCAACGGCUACGCCAAUGGCACGGUGGCCAAGGUUCACGCGACGCAGCAGCAAGCUGUGAGCCGCUUCGUCCAGAAGGAUGGCCACUGCAACGUGCAGUUCAUCAACAUGAGCGAGAAGGGCCAGCGUUACCUUGCCGACCUGUUCACCACCUGUGUGGACAUCCGCUGGCGCUGGAUGUUGAUCAUCUUCUGCCUGUCCUUCCUCCUCUCCUGGCUCUUCUUCGGCUUCGUCUUCUGGCUGGUAGCGCUCUCCUACGGCGACCUGGAGAACGAGACGCAGAUGUGCGUGUCCAACGUCAACAGCUUCACCGCUGCCUUUCUCUUCUCCGUGGAGACGCAGACCACCAUUGGCUAUGGCUACCGCUACGUCACCGAGGAGUGUCCCGUGGCCGUCUUCAUGGUGGUCUUCCAGAGCAUCUUCGGCUGCAUCAUCGACGCCUUCAUCAUUGGCGCCGUCAUGGCUAAGAUGGCCAAGCCCAAGAAGAGGAAUGAGACUCUGAUCUUCAGCCACUACGCCACGGUGGCCAUGCGGGACAGCAAGCUGUGUCUAAUGUGGCGCGUGGGGAACCUGCGCAAGAGUCACCUGGUGGAGGCCCACGUGCGCGCCCACCUCCUCAGGUCGCGAACCACGGCCGAAGGCGAGUAUAUCCCCCUGGACCAGAUGGACAUCGACGUGGGCUUCGACAGCGGCGUUGACCGCGUCUUCCUGGUGUCGCCCAUCACCAUUGUCCACGAGAUCGACGAGGACAGCCCCUUGUAUGAGAUGAGCAAACAGGAGCUGGAAACGUCCCAGUUUGAGAUGGUGGUGAUCCUGGAAGGUAUGGUGGAAGCCACGGCCAUGACCACCCAGUGCCGAAGCUCCUACGUGGCCAGCGAGGUUCUCUGGGGCCACCGCUUCGAGCCAGUCCUGUUCGAGGAAAAUAACUACUACAAGGUGGACUACUCACGCUUCGAGAAAACCUACGAGGUGAGCAGCACGCCCCAGUGUAGUGCCAGGGACCUGGCCGAGAAGAAGUCUCUGGUCUCUUGCUCCAACUCCUUCUGUUACGAGAACGAGGUGGCCCUUGAAAAAGUGGAGAUGGAGGAGACGUUUGACGAGGAGAAAGAGGAGGAUGGGGAGGAGAAGGAGGAGGUAAAAAUGGAGGAUCAGGGUGCUAUUGAGAAUGGCAUUGAGAACGCAACACUGGAGGAGACAAACACAGACACAGUCUCUGUACAUUCUGAACACAAUCAGGAUACCAGGAGUCUGACGAUGCCUUCAGAAGCAAGGCCUCUAAGACGAGAAUCAGAAAUAUGACUGCAGAGAUGUUAGGGGGGAAAUACUACAUGAAAUACUAUUAUGAUAGGAGCAAAGGUCAAACCUAACAGCUGUCUGUACUACUGCAGGAUGGCUUGACUGUGAGGUGAGUGUCAUUUUCUGAGGAAGACACUCAGGCACAAGCGAAUACAGAAUUAACAGUCCAGAGAAAAUUAUGCAAUAUUAUUUAUUCUCUUCACCCAAGUCCCUCAUCUGGUGGGAAGCGAUGGUAGAUUGACUGAGAGGAGUUGAUGGCUCUUCUGGCCCGUGGCACUGUAGGAAUGAGACGGGUUAGGUAGCAUUUUAUACUGUGUGUGUGUGUGUGUGUGUGUGUGUGUGUGUGUGUGUGUGUGUGUGUGUGUGUGUGUGUGUGUGUGUGUGUGUGUGUGUGUGUGUGUGUGUGUGUGUGUGUGUCUGUGUGUGUGUGUGUGUGUGUGUGUGUGUGUGUCUGUGUGUGUGUGUGCAUGCAUGAGCCUUUGAAAGUUUCAAGAGAACAUUAGAAAGUUGUCACAUUGAGACACUCCACAUUAAAAAAUUAUAUAUACCUAUACUUUAGUAGUAUUACUAUAUUUAUAUACUAUAGUAUUUACUGUACUGUUUUUGCAGAUCUGUCUGUAGUAUACUGUAGUAUUUACUGUAGUGUUUUUGUAGACAUUACUCUAGCAUACUGUAGUAUUUACUAUAGUGUUUUUGCAGACAUUAUUCUAGUAUACUGUAGUAUUUACUGUAGUGUUUUUGCAGACAUUACUGUAGUAUACUGUAGUAGUUACUAUAGUGUUUUUGCAGACAUUCCUGUAGUAUACUGAAGUAUUUACUAUAGUGUUUUUGCAGACAUUACUGUAGUAUACUGUAGUUUUUACUGUAGUAUUUUUGCAGACAUUACUGUAGUAUACUGUAGUAUUUUCUAUAGUAUUUUUGUUUUAUUCCCUUUUUUAUUCUCUUUUGUUAUCUAUCUGUGACACAAAUUGGGGUUUGGGGGAAGGGAAUGUGCAGGACAUAUGCAAAUUCAAUAUUAGCGUACCAAUACAAUGUGUAUUGUAGUAUUCUACAGUAUACAAAAAAUUAUAUAGUAAGCACUAGAUCAGGGUUCCCCAACUUGUGGCCCGCGGGCCAAAUUUAUUUGGCCCCCCAAGUUUUCAUUAUUUCAUUGUUGGACAUAAAAGACUGUAAAAACACCAGGAAAUCAGUUACAAGUUAUUUUUAUUUGGGAAAUCUGUUGCCAACUAUUCCCACGCGUAAUAGACACGUAUGCAAACAUAAACAAAGUUUGAAAUUGUUAUGUUUUAGUCAAAUAUUAUAUAUUUUUGGGCUUCUUGCAACCAAUUUGCAAAUUAUUUGUAAUUUUGUUCCGGCCCCCCGACCACGUGCUCAAGAAAACAUCAGCCCGCGGCUGAAUCUAGUUUAUGAUCCUUGCACUACAUGAUCGAGGGAUACUACAGUGUAUAGUAUAGUACUCUACAGUAUACUACAAAAUUCCAUAGUAAGCACUAUACGAUCAAGGGAUACUACAGUGUGGAGUAUAGUAUUCUACAGUAUACUACAGUUUGCUACAGUUUAAUCGUUGUAAACGCAACAACCAAAGAGAUGUUUCUAUUUGCAUAUUUUGUAAAUAUGAGCUGCCCCAAUAUUUUGAAUUAGCUUAGUGAAUUAGCUUAGUGUUGUUUACUUGGACUAAUUAAGGGUGGCUGGAGAGGGAUAGUGUUCGUAGCAGGGAAGGAGUGUUGUAUUCCCAAUCAACCAGCCUAUCCUUUUGUGUUCUCAACUUUCCAAAUAGCUGUGGAAAUAUAGGAAAUGUAUGUUAUCCAGAACAAAGGGUAGAGAUCAUUUUUUUGUGUAAAAGAUUGUGUCAGUUAGAUGCCAAGAGAUAUAGCUACAGCAUGUACUUAUUUUCUUCAUUUUACUGUUGCACAGUUUGACAAUCUAAAGUAUACACAGCUUAAUCUCUGUACAAAAAGUACAUUUCAUUUUUCACCCUUUGAAAAUACCACUAAUUUGGCCAGUUUUCCAACAGGUAGUCUUCCUCCAUGAAAACAACCCCAUCUAUGGUGUGUGUGUGUGUGUGUGUGUGUGUGUGUGUGUGUGUGUGUGUGUGUGUGUGUGUGUGUGUGUGUGUGUGUGUGUGUGUGUGUGUGUGUGUGUGUAUAUGUGUGUGUGUAUAUGUGUGUGUGUGUGUAUCUAGCGCUGCAUAGCUCAUAUUAGUGUGGUACUGUACAUUAUGCUUCAGUCCAUCUUCUUGUUGUCUUAGUACAGAUGUAGGAUCUUAAUUUGACCGGUAUUGUCGCAGCAAAAUAAUCCUGCAGCAACCAGAUUUGAGCAUUUAGUAUUUUUCGCCAAUGUAAUGUUGCUUGAUCGGUGGUUAGGCUAUUACCUGGCCAAAGUUAGGCUACAUGAAAAGUGCAAUACUGAUAAUAUAACCGUGUGUUAGUGCGGGUUUUCAGUGAAUGUAUGUAAAUCGUCAUCUGCAUUCCUCCAGUGCAGGAACAUUUUCAGCGGCAACAGAGUGGUCAAAUUAAGAUCCUACAUCUUUAUAGCAUCUUUUGCAACGUGAGCCUUAAUGCAAGUCUCAGUAACAUGAGCCAUCACUUGAGAUUUGGCUUUAAAACAGCUCACAGUGCAAGAGGUGUCAUAUAAACCGGCAUGAAGAUACAUCUCAACUGUCUAGGGGUAUCUAGUACAGGGGUUCCCAAACCUUUUUGGCCCGCGACCCCAUUUUGAUAUUUUGGCCUACGACCCCAUCGUGAAAAAAGUGAUGUAAUCAGCGGCCAAUGUUUACUUUCUAAAUUUGGGCUAUGACAGUCUAUUACAAAUCAGUCUGACAGUACUUUUGAAGGAAGUAUAGUUUGAAGUGACUGAAAUGCAUAAGAAAGGUAUUGGGAAGUUCAGAAGAUCAUCAGACAAUAAUUCUGCCUGAUCUUCUGUGUAGAAAAUAACAUUUCAUUGAUGAUGUUCUUUUCACCCAGUCUGAUUUAGUGCCUGGUCUUGUCAUAAUGAGUCCUGCGCUGAUUUUGGUCAGAAGGAAACAUAAGACACAUUCAGGAUGUGCUCCUGAGUGUCUUAUUUUUCAGUGAUGGGGUCAUAAUAUUGUGCAGCUUAAACGGUUAAAAAGAUAGAGCCUCAUUUGUAGGAAGAAAACACAAACCGCUCUGUUUAUUACAACCGCAUAUAGCGCCAAACGGAGGUUACUUACGUAACCCCGGUUCUAUGAACCAAGCGCGAUUUAGUUCAUUUUAUUUCAGUUUCUCUCAUGACCCCAUUUUAAAAUCAGGCAACCACACAUGAGGUAGCAAUCCCUACUUAGGUAAACGCUGACCUAGGAUGAGAUGAAGAAGGAUAAGACAGUGAUUUCAUUCAACGGAACUCCCACUGAAUAGAUGUGUUAAAUAGGUCAAUUGAACUGGACCACAACAAUGGAAUUGCCAUGGAAAUGCGUGGGUGAAAGAUCUGUGGGGGAAAGCUCCCGAGUCUCCUCAUUGCCCCCCAGCAAAAUGUGCCUACAUUAAGGCAAUAUUUUAUGUGUACAGUGCCUUCAGAAAGUAUUCAUAUCCCUUGACCUAUUCCACAUUUUGUUGUGUUACAGCCUGAAUUUGAAAUUGAUUAAAUAUAUGUUUUUUGUCACCCAUCUACUAGGUAUCCCGCUUUUCCUUUCCCUUUCCCUUGCACACCAUACCCCAAAAUGACAAAGUGAAACAUGUUUUUAGAAAUGUCUGCUAAUUUAUUCAAAAUUAAAUAAAUAAAUAUCUAAUUUACAAGUAAUCACACCCCUGAGUCAAUAGAUUUCAGAAUCACCAUUGGCAGCGAUUACACAUGAAUUAAUGUGUUAAAAAUUACACUUUGACAUUAUGGGGUAUUGUAUGUAGACCAGAGAGACAAAAUCAACAUUUUAUCAAUUUACAAUUCAAGCUAAACACAGCAAAAUGUGUAAAAAGUGUGAAUACUUUUUGAAGGCACUGUAUUUCACACUAUGUUGAGGUAAAAACCAGAGUAUAUUGUUUGUAUGGAUGUCAACCCCCAACACAUGUUGACGUCAUCGUCACCAAUCAACUGCAUUACAGUUAAAAAACUAAUUUGACUACCACCACAGAUUUCUGUAUGCUAGCUAUGCUUACCAGCUUAUACGAACGGGAGUUAGCAUUUAGCAGUCACUUUUUCUAAACUUCUACGACUUCUACGGAAACAGCCAAAUAUAUCCAAAUCGGACUUAAUCCUUGCGUCAAUCUAAGUAAUUCACCUGUGCGUCAAUCUAAGUAACAUAAUAACAAAUCCCAAUCAAAAUCCGUCACUUUAAACUAGAGAUACAUUUUUUGUAAGACCGAAAAUUCGGUCUUUUCACGAAAACGUCUGUAGCAUCCGAAUGGUUUGGCCUACAAACUAAUAUGACCAUUCUAGGGAAACACGAUGUUGAUCUCCGUUUUGCUCUACAACCCCCAUAAUCUCCACGGGACUUGUCUGAAGUCAGUAAUGCUGAUGUGCCAACUUCUAUCUGUAGUUUCUGAACUGUUUGGGCUGCAAACUAAUAUGACCCCACUGUGGAAAGGGGAGACACUCACAAACACAUCUGCGUUCCAUUGACUCCUUUACUGCAUCUAUGGACCUGAAUGAAUUGGAUUAGAACACUUGGUUCCCAUCUUUUAUGACAUCAUCUCUGUCUCCUUCUGUAUGUCAGUCUGGGCUGGUGUGUCCGGCCAGACCGCUCAGGAUCCAGACACCCUGAGCUAGAAAGCUGGAAGGGAGUGGGCAGAUGAAUGUAGGUAAUAAAGUGCUGCUAAGUUACAUAUUGUAUGGUUAGAAUGAAACGUAGGAGUCAAAGUGUAUUAUUUGUCUGUUAAAAGUAUCCAUUUUGAAUAACAGUAAAAAUGUGGAGGUACUUAUUUCAUUCCAAACCAUGUAGAAAGACCUGAUUCUAUCAGUGCUAACAGUUAUACAAAGCUACAGUGCACUUUCCUCUUCAAGAGAACACCCCCCCUCCUCCAAUUCCAUGACACUGACAGUAGAAACCAUUCAUUUGAUUCAGUUUUUGCGUAAAGCCAAAUGUACAUAAAACCUUCAUCUGUUCUUUUUUUGUUGUUGAUUUGAAACCAUCUGUUAUCAUAUAAUGUCGACUACUACUGUGUAUUUAGAUCAGUGUUUUGGCCUUGUCUGACAGGGGACAUUACAAACCUUGUUACUUUGCUGUGUGUGAUUAGUCUCCUUAGGCAGACGGGUUACCUCCCACAAUGUUCAGUGCUGUUGCCCAAGGGUCUGGGAAGACUAGUGUGUGCUGGGUCUUGUGAAGAGGGAGCAGAGCUGUUGUUUUGUCACUUCUGAAAGGACCAGCACUUUGUGUUGUCACAUUGCUUUAAGGCAUGGUGCAUAGAGUCUGAGGCGGACAAGUUCUCUUAUCUUUCAGACACAGACAGUGCGGCACACAAAAGCUGAACAGACAGACAGAAAUGUGUGCACACAUACAGGCACACAAACGUACACACUAAUGCACACGCACUAGACGAGUUAUAGUCAUACAAAAAUAUGGAGCUUUUUAUUCUGGCUAUAUACAGUAGGCCUAACGAAUCUUCACAAUUUGUUACCGUAGACAUGCACAAAUUCUACUCCAAAUGUACGUUUAGUGUUGAAAUUGUUUGCAACUUGCUCAAAAGUGUCACUUUUUAUUGCCUAUGUCAUUAACAUAGACAAAUACAAAUGUUUAGUUUUUAUUGUUAGCAAAUUCUUCAUAAGAAAAUGUGUAUCAGAUUAUAUAUAAGAGAAUGUCCAUGGAGGUGUGAUACACUGUAUCCCCAUGACAGAGUUUCUGUGUAUUGGGUUGUCAUACGGUGAUGCCAGGUCAGCCACUGGUACGGCCCCGUUUCAUUCUUCCCUUCUAUGUACCUUUCAUCUUCUUCUUUUGAGUCUAUUUUUCUAUCAGAGUCUUCCUAUAAUGUCCUGCACAAACCAGAAGUUGUACAGAUUUUUUUUUAUUUGGGGAAUUAUAUUGUAGAUACAUAUUAAUAUUGCAGUUGUUGAUAAUAAUAUUAUUAUUAUGUCUGUGACAAUUUUGUUUAGUCUUUUUCAAUAAAAAGUAACAUAAAUCCUCAAAAACA
Molecule: messenger RNA, 7919 nt
Organism: Salmo salar (Atlantic salmon)
Lineage: Eukaryota; Metazoa; Chordata; Actinopteri; Salmoniformes; Salmonidae
Product: inward rectifier potassium channel 2
Biological process (GO): regulation of monoatomic ion transmembrane transport; potassium ion import across plasma membrane
Cellular component (GO): plasma membrane
Molecular function (GO): inward rectifier potassium channel activity
Source: RefSeq, a predicted model, not a curated record